GCGCCGCCGCCGCCGCCGCCGCCGCUCGCCUCUCACUUCCCCCUUCCACUCCCUCCCUCUCGCUCCCCCAGUCCUCCCUCCCUCCCGCCGCGACCUUGGCGGGAGAGACGGAGUGGAAGGGAGCGGGGGAGAGCGGGUCUGGUCAUGUGCCUCGGCCUGCCUGCCUCGAAUGGCCUGGCUGGCGGGCUGGCUGUGCGCGACUCGCCUCUCCCUCUGUGUUGUAGUAUAGCUUUUAUUUAUCUUUGGCAUUGGCACCAAAGGCCCGCGGCGAGCCACCUCACCUGGCACGGCCGCCGAGCCCAGCCCAGCCCAUCUCCCUCCCGAGCAAAGCUAAAUCUUAUCUGUGGAUCGGCUGGUGGCAGGACGGUCACAAGCGACCAGCAGGACUCGGACUGUCCACGAUAAUACCAACGUGAUUCACUCUGUCGCGGUGCUGACACGCCAUUCUGGCGCCGACCCGACCAACGCGCAGAGCCAACCCUGUCGGCGCCUCCUGGCCGUCAACAAAACUGCUGCUGCUGCUACCCGGGAGCACCGGGACCUCGCCGUCGAAGACACGCCGUGACCAUGAGCCUGUCACAGCUCCUGCUCGGUGACGGCCUCGGCCUCCUGCUCGCCGCCAUGGGGUCCGCCGUGGACGACUUUAUGCUGCACCAGGACACGGACAGCGACGAGUAUGUGCCCAAGGGAGUGCACAUCUGGGAGACCGAGCUCCAUGACUUCGUGGUACUCUACGUGGUUAAAGACUCCGAUGGCGCAGGCGGCUCUAGCAGGGAUCCGGCGGACAAGAAGAUGGGGAGACACCUGCAGCCCCUUAACACCAUCACCUAUACGGUGAGUGCGCGCAGCCCUGGCGCAGCCGGGGGGAAAGGCGGAGAGAAAGGGAAGAGACUGGGCGGGCCCCUUGUUUGUAUUUAGCCCGCCAUUGUUCGAGCCGUAAACCUCCCGCGGGCGAAGGGGGAGGGGGGAAAGGACUACUGCGCCUUCCCUGGCCACCCUCCUCCACCCUCCUUCCCCGCCCCGG
This is a messenger RNA of Frankliniella occidentalis (western flower thrips), 1024 nucleotides long. RefSeq lists its product as uncharacterized. NCBI's taxonomy places the organism in Eukaryota, Metazoa, Arthropoda, Insecta, Thysanoptera, Thripidae. Bases 568 to 918 code for a protein of 116 amino acids. The record is from RefSeq and is a predicted model, not a curated record. The transcript has 3 exons.